Centropristis striata (black sea bass) is the source of this 7627-nucleotide messenger RNA. RefSeq names its product nuclear receptor binding SET domain protein 1a (gene nsd1a). NCBI's taxonomy places the organism in Eukaryota, Metazoa, Chordata, Actinopteri, Perciformes, Serranidae. Gene Ontology annotation, cellular component: chromatin; nucleus. The coding region runs from base 424 to 6885 and encodes 2153 amino acids. Gene Ontology annotation, molecular function: protein binding; histone H3K36 methyltransferase activity. The record is from RefSeq and is a predicted model, not a curated record. The transcript has 23 exons. Gene Ontology annotation, biological process: regulation of DNA-templated transcription.
ACGGGGGGUUGGGUAGCAGUGCCGAUUGGUUGCUGCUCACCAACACAGUCAGUCUGGGCUUGUUUUAACAUAACCGGGGGCACUUCGACAGCAGGCAAAAUCAUGUAGUAAAUAAGCUGCUGUGGCUGUUAGGGGACCGGUUAUGGCACACUGAAUUUCGCCGCUGUGUGCUGUUGCAGCGUAAUGGAGAUUUACUUGUUAUUUAGUGUUUAAGGUGACAGUUUUUAGGGGGCCGCCGCUGAUGAGGCGAUGAAGUGCAGAGAAUGAGAGCUGUGCCUUGGCCUACUGCUAGUGCUGCUGCAGCUGGGAUUGUGCAGAUCCGCUUUCACAAACCGAGAAAAAUACUCGCUUUGUGCAACAUUAUCAAACAUCCGCUGUUUGUUUCACGCUGACCGAUCUCCAAAUGGAUAUAGCCAUGACAACAUGAAUCAGUCAUACAGGCCGGCUCAUAGGGUAGGCUCAGUGUUUGGCUCAGGCCAGCCAGAGCUGAGGCCCCGCAAUGGUCUUGUGGGCACUUCCUAUGGAAACCAAUGUGGCAUUGUGAGACGUGGGUCAGACCAACCGUCAGCCGUGCAACUGCCAUCCUCCAGCCUCAAACAGCCAGCUUUACUGGGGUACAAUCAGCCAGACCGAUCUCACUGCUACAGCCCACUGAAGAGGCUGCAGGACCUGAACACUCAGGUCAACAGGCCGGACCUAGAGAGAGACCUCCAUCCAAGGAACCACUUGCGCUGUGCAAGCCCAAUCAGUGAUGAUGAUGAGUUUGAAGCACCUUCAGUCCAGCUGCCUCCUUCUCCAGGCAAUGAUGAUAUGGAGCCCUUUGAGACUCUGCAGGACGUGAGCAGAAAUGGCUUCUCACCUCACAGUCCUGACAGCAUGGAGCGCUGCUCUCCCAUCCCCAAUGGUUACCUGCAUUUUGAGUCCACGCUGUUUGACAGCAGUGACAUCAAGGAGGAGGAUGAGGAGGGGGAGGACAGUUGUAGUGAGGACAUGGUGUCAUUUCACCAUUCCCAAAAGUUGAGUCAGGACAGAACUGUGAUGGACCGUAAAACCACCAGCAGCUCAGAGGUGGAUAAAAGAACAUACAAGCCUACUGUAUUUAACCUGAUGUCCAAAACUAUAUCUGAACUCAACCCUACACUAAGCCCCAGUGCACUGCCAGAAAUCACUAUGAGAGAUGGGUGGAGCUUGGGUGAGGAAUCAGACAGUGAUGGUGAACUUACCUCUCCUGUUGACCCUGGACUUCUUUCACCAGCUGGCACCAACUCUAAUUCCAACAGCCCAAAGAAAAAGCCUCUUCCUGCUGUGAAAUAUAUAGAAGGGGACUUGGUGUGGGCUAAAUUCAACCGACGGCCCUGGUGGCCCUGCCACAUCACCUGUGACCCAGACCAGGGGAUCUACACUAAGAUGAAAGUCCCCAGUCCUCGCCCUUGUCGGAUGUAUUUCCUGGAGACUAUUGGGGAGAUCGUAGAAAGUGCCUGGGUUCCCGGGAAUGUCGUUCUUCCUUUUGAAGGAGGCCAUCAGUUUGGAGAACUACCUGUACUGAGGCGGAGAGGAAAGCAAAAGGAGAAAGACUACAAGUAUACGAUACCCAAAAGUUUACUGACUGCAUGGAAAGUCAGUGUGGCAGAAGCUGAGGGUCUUCUGCCGGGGCGACAAAGGAAGACUGAAAGUAUGCCUUCAAUAUCUGUCAACGGAGAGGAGCGUGUGCCCAGCCCACUACCCGCUGAAAAGCCACAGGAGGCCCCUUCUGUCUCUGUGGAUUCUGGUCCACCCCUAUCACCCAAUAUGGCCCCCAAUGGAAAUGAGCACGAUCUCAUCAAAAACUCUGCUGCAGUCCAGUUCACUAAGAGCAAAUCUUGUAAGAAGAAAAAGAAAUGUUUGUCAGACAUAUUUGGCCAUAUAGUUGGUGGAUCAAAGGAGUCAUCAACCAUCAACAACAUGGCAGAUCAGUUUCAUACAACAACUCGUGCACUGAAAGAUGAGCCAAAGGACUCACCUUAUGCAGACCUGGAUUCGGUUCCAAUACUGCAUCGUCCUAAACGCACAGCAGUGUCUCCAUUACAGGAUAGAGACAGAUCGGUCAGUAAAGCACAGAGUUCAACAAAAGCUAAAACAAAGUCUACUGAAAAAGUGAGCCAUUCUACAGAUCUAUAUGAUUCCUCGAGCAUUUUAACAAAGACAUUGACAUCUAAAGACACAAAUUCUGACCGGAGUUUGGGGAACUGUAGUGAAUACAGUUCAACUGAAAAGCACUCUAUGAAUCUUCCUGCCAGCAGUCGUCUGAUAACGAGGGCUCUGAAAGCAGAAGAAGAGACAGAUCUUAAAGAUGCACUGGCUACAAGCCAAAUCUCAUCGGAUGCCCACGCUGAUGAUUGUCUUGGCAAUACACCUACUGAUGCACCCAAAACUGAAAGGUCUCCUAACUGGGAAUCACCAGGCAAUGCAUCAUCCUCUACAAAUCACAGCUCUCCAAAAAGGCGUGCCAGAAAGCCUGAUAAGAAACAUAUUCGUAAUGGCUCAUUGAUAAAGUCUAAGUGUGUGGACUCAAGUAUACCCACUGCGCAACCGGUCAAAGUCAAAACAGAAAACCCAGAUCUAUCAUCUUCUACUUCCCCAUCCUCAUCUUUGUCUCCAAUGGAUGCUUUCCAGGAUGUCAAGGAACUAACGUUUAAAUCUCUUGUGAAGGAGGACAGCAGUGACUCUGAGUUGACUGCAUUCCGGCCUGAUUCCAAUUAUAAAUUCAGUACCUUCCUGAUGCUCCUGAAAGACAUGCAUGAUACCAGGGAACAAGAAGGUAAACCCCUGGCUCUACCGCCAUCGCCAGUCCUGAUUAAGGAGGAACCCCUGGUCAUCCCUACUUCUUCAGGAGGGAGCCCGCUGAAGGGUUCUUGUGAUGGUUUUACCCAAGGGAUCAAAACGGAGAAUGGGAGGUCAGGGAAAUCCACAACAUCUCAAAACACAUCAGUGAAAAACAAGAAUAGGACUAAAGCUAUCAUGACAGCUGACACGUACCAUUGCGAAGGCUUUCCCGGUCGCUCUCAGAUCGGGAGCGCAGACAAGCAGCGUAGAAAACAAAGAUUACCUGCCAAACUUAAACUCAGCAUACCUGGCCUUUCUUCGGACCUGGCUGACUUGGCUUACGGCAGGGAGUUUGUUAGUGGCCACGCUGACUUGGCUCAUCCUGGGUCUCGUCCUCCCAGCGCUGCAGAUCCCUCGGCCAGCUACCUCGAUAAGAACUCAGGAUCAACAGUGGCUCCAAAGAAGCGCUGGCAGAUGGUUGAGGGGACUGCUGAGAAUAAGAGUGAAGUUAUAAGUGAAGCGUCUGCUGAGAUGAAUGGGUCCUACACCAUGAGAGAAUCACCAGAUCUUGAUCUGGGGGUUGACAAGCAGGCAGAGAAUGACUCCCUCUUCUCAGAGAACGGCAGCGCGGGCGGGAAUUCGGAAAACAAACGUCUCCGGAAACCAACUAAAAGGCUCCUGGAGUCAACUGAGGAGUAUGAACAAAUAUUUGCCCCUAAAAAGAAAUCAAAGAGACACGCCUCAGAAUCUUCCAAAAUGCAGAUAUCAGGUAUGACGGCACUCUAUGAUCUCAGCCCAACAUCGGGAAUAAAUACCUCAGCCUCAUCUUCUGUUGAGCACGGCGAGGCUACGACUGAGCUGGAGCAGAGUCCAUCUCCGGAUGAACUUUCUCCUGUAGCAUCCUCAGUAUCCCCAGCCCCAACUCAACCCUCCCUUGAUGCAGAGACAGCAGAAGAAACUGAUCUACCUCCUGAAUCUGACACAGGGUUAUUGGCCCAAGAGAGAAAGAGGCCAAGGAAGCUGUCACACAGGGUGCUGGAUUGUACCAUAGAAGAAGUGUCUGUUGCUCAUACAAAGAAGAAGGAGCCAAAGCGACACAGUGGAGUUACCUCAGAGGUGAAAGUGUUAGUCAAGAAAACUCAGGUUGGAUCUGUGAGGAAAGAGAAGCCUUUACCAGGCACAUCUUCUGCGUCUGCUGCUGCCCCACAGCGCUCGGAGAGCAAAGAUCUCCCCGUGGUCCUCACUCCAAACAGGCCUCCCAGCCCUCGAGGAUCCAAAACCCCCAAGCAGGAGGCCGAGGUGGAGGCCUGCAGCAAUGAGGAGAAACAACAUGUAAACACUGGAACACUAACUCCCAAACCCGAGGUGCAGUCUUUAAGUUUAAAUGACAGUCUGUCUUCUCCAGUGGAUGUAAAAGGGAAAAUAGGAGCUACAUCCCUAAAGGAGAACGUCUGUCAGGUGUGUGAGAGGACAGGAGACCUGCUGGUGUGUGACGGCCACUGUUAUGGGGCCUUUCACCUGCAGUGUAUCGGCCUGUCAGUGGCUCCCAAGGGGAAAUUCCUCUGUCGUGAAUGCAAAGCUGGUGUCCACAUGUGCUAUGUGUGUAAGAAGUCUGGUAAUGGGGUAAAGCGCUGCAUUAUACCAUUGUGUGGGAAGUUCUACCACAGCGACUGCAUUCUGGCGUACUCCGCCACCCAGCCACAUAACAAAGGCGUCCGCUGCCCUCUCCACGUGUGUCUGUCCUGCCACAUCACUAACCCUCUCAACAUCUGUAGCUCUAAAGGUCGGUUGGCUCGAUGUGUUCGCUGCCCUGUGGCCUAUCACGCCAAUGACAACUGCAUGGCAGCAGGCAGCUUGGUGCUGGCAAACAACAGUUUCCUCUGUCCAAACCACUUUACUCCCCGCAAGGGAUGCAAGAACCACGAACACAUCAACGUUAGCUGGUGCUUUGUGUGCUCUGAGGGGGGCAGUCUGCUGUGCUGUGAGGCCUGUCCUGCUGCUUUCCAUCGGGAAUGUUUGAAUAUGGAGAUGCCUCAGGGCAGCUGGUUCUGCAAUGACUGCAAAGCUGGAAAGAGGCCUCGUAUUAAGGACAUACUUUGGGUCAAAUGGGGACGUUACAGGUGGUGGCCUGCUGAAGUCUGUCUGGCCAAAGAUGUCCCAAACAACAUUCUGAGGAUGAAACAUGAGGUGGGAGAGUUUCCAGUGCAAUUCUUUGGCUCCAAAGAUUUUGUGUGGACGUACCAAGCCAGAGUCUUCCCCUACAUGGAGGGCGACACACACAACAUAGAGAAAAUGGGAAAGGGUGCAGAUGCAGUCUACAAAAAGGCCUUGACUGAAGCAGCAGAGCGGUUCAGAGAGCUGCAGGCAGAAAAAGAGAUGAAGCAGCUUCAGGAGGAAAGAAAGAACGACAAGAAGCCUCCUCCCUACAGGCACAUUAGGGUGAACCGGCCCAUUGGGAAGGUGCAGAUCAUUACUGCCGACCUAUCAGAGAUCCCACGAUGCAACUGUAAGGCGUCCGACGAGAACCCGUGCGGCGUCGACUCAGAGUGCAUUAACCGCAUGCUGAUGUACGAGUGCCACCCUCAGGUGUGCGCGGCAGGAGAGCGAUGUCAGAACCAGGCUUUCACAAAGCGACAGUACACACCUGUGGAGAUUUUGAGGUCGCUGUCCUGCGGAUGGGGUUUGGUCGGUUUGUCGGACAUCAAGAAGGGAGCCUUUGUGUGUGAAUAUGUAGGAGAGGUGAUCGAUGAGGAAGAAUGCCGAGCCCGGAUCAAACACGCCCAGGAGAACGACAUCUCUAACUUCUACAUGCUUACACUGGACAAGGACCGGAUCAUUGAUGCCGGACCCAAAGGGAACCAUGCUCGCUUCAUGAAUCACUGCUGCCAGCCAAACUGUGAGACUCAGAAGUGGACUGUGAAUGGGGACACUAGGGUGGGACUUUUUGCUCUGCAAGACAUCCCAAAAGGUGUGGAGCUGAAUUUCAACUACAACCUGGAGUGUCUUGGCAACGGGAAAACUGUCUGUAAAUGUGGAGCGCCCAACUGCAGUGGUUUCCUGGGUGUCCGGCCAAAGAAUCAGCCAUCGGCUGAGAAACUGAAACUGAAGGAAGGUAAGAGGAGGGUGCCCAUGAAGAAGAAGACCAAGCAAGAAGUGACAAAGGAGAGGGAAGACGAGUGCUUCAGCUGUGGUGACGGGGGGCAGAUAGUGUCCUGUAAGAAGCCGGGUUGUCCAAAGGUCUAUCACGCUGACUGUCUCAACCUGGCCAAGAGGCCUGCAGGGCGGUGGGAGUGUCCGUGGCACCAGUGUGACGUCUGUGGUAAAGAGGCAGCUUCGUUCUGUGAGAUGUGCCCCAGCUCUUACUGUAAGGAGCAUCGUGAAGGCAUGCUCUUCAUUUCCAAACUGGACGGCAAGCUGUCCUGCAGUGAACACGACCCCUGUGGGCCUGACCCACUUGAGCCAGGGGAGAUUCGUGAAUACGUGCCCAACAUGACCUCCAUGAGGUCCGGGGUCAUGGCUGUGCCUGGCGCUCUCUCGCUGGACUCGGACUCCAUAGGAGCCAGCUCUGCUCCUGUCACUUCCCCUGCCGACCAAGCCGCGUCGGACGGCCAGGGGCCUCCUCCUCGUCUCUACAUCAACACAAAGACUGCUACCUCGAGCUUUGUCCCCUCCAGCAGGUCUUACCGCACGGACAGGACUCAAGGGAAAGGGUUUUCCACUCCGACCUCCUCCAAGGACGAGAGAGAGGACGGUGAGGUGGAGGACGGAGAGGUGUGUGGGUUAGAGAUGGAGGAGGUUGAAGAUGAUGAUGAUGAUGAUGAAGAAGAAGCGGAGGAGGAGGAUGAGGAGGAGGACGAUGAUGAUGACAUGGAAGAGAUGGAGAUAGUAGAAGAUGAGGAGGAUGAGCCUCUGUAUGGAGAGGAUUUGCUGGAGGAAGGCGAUGAUGAGGAGGAGGAGGAGGAAGGAGGGGAUGUGUACGACAGCUGGGGCGGUUAUGUGGACGAAGAUGCUGAUGAAGAUGAUGGAGAGGUGGAGGGGGAGGACUUGGAGGAGUGGGGGAGGGUGGAGGACGAUGACAAGUGAGUCAGCUCUCCCAUUCAUUCAUAACAACUCGGCAAAAACUGUCAACAUACAUUGAAAGGACAAAAGAGUUAGUAAAAGACUGAGAGUUUGAUAUUUUGGUACCUACUUGAACGCAACACUGCCUUCACUUUGGUACCGCGUUGCCUUCUCAUCCCCAGACUGCUGGACUGACGAUUGGGAUGUGUACUGGUGCUAAGGCUCGAGGACCGACUCAGUCCGUCUCUUUAUACUUCUGUCGAUAUGUUUAUUUGUGUCUGGUGCUGUUAUUUUCUUUUGUUCGUUCUCUCAACAUUGUUUACAUUUUUGGCCUUUUUUUAAUGUUUGGAAUAUAAGAAAAAGGUGAAAAGUUUCACCUGACCAAACUGUCAUCAUAAGGGCAUCUUAUGUUGUUGUUACUGUCUUAAAGUUCUCUUUCUAUUUACAAGAGUGAUCAAAAUAGUGUUCUCACUGGUCCAUGUUACCGUUAGGCACGACAAUACCUGCUUGGUGCUUCCGAGGAAUGCAAAAAUAAACCCACUGGAGUCAUCAGUUCUUCUCACUACAAAACAGCCUGUUCUCUUUGUGAUUUACAGUUUCUGUUGGCAGGUGGUUCAGAGCUCAGGAUCCGAUGCACAGUGAAAUAAUAUCAUGACGUUCUACGUUCUCUCACAGAUAUAACUGACACGUGUUUUGCAUUCAGUUCUGUCCCAUUCAUUAAGUUAGAAAAUAAAAUCAAAGUACUUAUUCACUUGGUAUCCAGUAU